Pediculus humanus corporis (human body louse) is the source of this 1266-nucleotide messenger RNA. RefSeq names its product 7-dehydrocholesterol reductase, putative. NCBI's taxonomy places the organism in Eukaryota, Metazoa, Arthropoda, Insecta, Psocodea, Pediculidae. Gene Ontology annotation, cellular component: endoplasmic reticulum membrane. Bases 1 to 1266 code for a protein of 421 amino acids. The record is from RefSeq and is a predicted model, not a curated record. The transcript is spliced from 5 exons. Gene Ontology annotation, biological process: brassinosteroid biosynthetic process; cholesterol biosynthetic process. Gene Ontology annotation, molecular function: 7-dehydrocholesterol reductase activity.
AUGGUUCAAAAAGGCUCAAUUUGGUAUUUACUUCACUAUCAUAUAAUUCCUCCAGUUUUUAUUGUUUUUUUUAUAAUAAUUGCCCAGUACUUAGCGAUUGUUGGACAGGGCCAAACAUUUACAUGGGAAUUGGCCUUGAGUAAUUAUCUAGGGGAUGCAACUUCGUGGAAAUGGACUUCAUUAUUUGUAUUAUGGUCCAUUAUCUGGCUUAAAGUUCCUUCUAAAAUUGUACAAGGCCCAGAAUCUCAUUUCGGUGCCAUUCCAAAUUACAAAACAAAUGGAGUUCAAUAUUAUUGGGCCACACUAGUCACCUUUUUUUUUUUACAAGCACUUUAUCCAAAUACAUCUAGAACAAUAUACAUGCAUUUUCCGAAAAUAAUUGGAGUUUUUAAUGCCUAUGCAUUAAUAUUGUGCAUUUGGCUUUUGAUUAAGGGAAGACUCAAGCCGGAAUGUCCAGAAGAUCCUGAAGAACGUAAAUCAUUAAUAUUUGACUUUUAUAAAGGAGUAGAAUUACAUCCUCACAUUUUCGGUGAAGAUGUCAAACAGUUAACAAAUUGUAGGAUAGGAAUGAUGGGUUGGGAAGUUAUUCUUUGUGCAUUUUACAUGACAGGGGUAGAACAACAUGGUUUUAUUACUUCUUCAUUAGUACAUUUGCUUCUUCAGUCUGUUUACAUUGCCAAAUUUUUUUGGUGGGAAGUCGGAUACUUUCACACAUUAGAUAUGAUGAUGGACAGAGCUGGAUUUUAUUUGUGUUGGGGAACUCUUGUCCUUAUUCCCUCUUUAUUCACAUUUUCAGCUGCCUACACUGUUCUUCAUCCUCCAACAAUAUCUGCAUGGAUCUCAAUAUUAAUAGGUAUUAUUGGAUUAGUCUGCAUACUUCUUACUUACAGAGUGGAUUAUGAAAAACAAAUAUUUAGGGCAUCGCCUAAUUACGAAUGUAACAUUUGGGGGAAAACUGCAACUUACAUACCUGCUGAAUUUAAAGAUUCAACUGGUAAAAUAAGAAAAUCCGCUCUUUUAACGAGCGGUUUUUGGGGAAUCGGAAGACAUAUUAAUUACACAUUCGAAUUGGGUACUUCGGCUGCAUUCGGAGCAUGUUUAGGUUUCGAUUUCGGAAUAUGGAAUUUCCUUUAUUUUUUUUUCAUAUUAAUAUUAGUUUUUCACAGACUGUAUCGUGACGAGGAAAAAUGUAAAAAUAAAUAUGGAAGAUUUUGGGAAAAAUAUUGCAAAGAAGUGCCCUACGUAAUGAUACCCGGGUUGUGGUAA